This is a messenger RNA of Pimephales promelas (fathead minnow), 5585 nucleotides long. The record is from RefSeq and is a predicted model, not a curated record. NCBI's taxonomy places the organism in Eukaryota, Metazoa, Chordata, Actinopteri, Cypriniformes, Leuciscidae.
GUCAUGGAGCUCGAACACAACUGAACUGGGAGUAAAAGUUUCAGCAUGGCGAAACAAAUAAAUAGACACAUUUCUGUUACGUUUUGGCGUCUUGUUUGACAUAUAACUGCUUUAAAUAAAUCUACUGUGUUGCAAUGUUGACGGAUAAUCCAGUGAAUCCUCUGAACCCAGGCAUUCCCUUUGGAGGCGCACACAACCCACAUAGAAAGAGGGUCUCAAGCCUCAGGUCAAGGGGCCUUCAGAAGAGAACCCAAAACUGCUUCUUUGGGGUGGAGACCUGUGCUGAGCUGGUCUGGGAGGACUGGGAGCCAGGGCUAGAGUAUACCAAAUCUUUGUUCCUUAGAAGUGUACAUGGAAAACUCCAGAAAAUCACCGUCAGACCUCCUGAGUCCAAGUUCUUCAACACACCCUAUUCUCAGACCAUCCUUCUGAGCCCAGGAACAUCUUUCUCACUCCCAGUUACUUUUCAACCUCUUGAGAAAUGUGAGUAUGUGGACACUAUAGAGUUUCAGGGUAAGGAAGGCACGUUCCAGGUGUCUCUGCGAGCUGUGAUUCCUCAUCAUGACCUGAAGGUUCCAGACACGGUGAUCCUGCCACCCUGUGCUGCCCGCCACAGCUCCCAAACCAGCUUCCUGUUUCGUAAUUCCAGUAAGCUGCAGACAAGAUUCAGGUGGUAUGUGGAUCCUCCGUUCCAGCUGUCCCCUGAGACUGGACAGUUAAAGCCUGGAGAAGAAUGCAGGGUUACCGUAGAAUUCAAGCCCCAGCAGGCUGCAGUGUGCCAGGCCGAGGCCUGCUGUGCUUUCGGAGACGAUGGGGAGAGCAGCUGUACUGUACUACUGCGUGGGCUGUCCAAGUACCCCCGCCUCCAAAUCAGCUCCAUGGGACAGGAGGAAGGAUGUAAGGUGCUUGAGUUUGGCAGUGUGGCAGUAGGAGACACUCAUGAAAAACACUUUGAGAUCUACAACCUCUCCACUGUCAGCGCAAAGUUCAGCCUGUCCUGGCUGAGACGACCCCCUCUCAUGGAGUCUGUGUUCAGCUGUGAGGUGCAUGAAGGGAAGAUCGCCCCACAUUCAGUGUUGAAAGUCCCUGUCUGCUUCUCCCCACUCACAGAGGAUCUCAUAAGUGUGGACUACCUUUGCCUUACCUGUCCUGGAGCUGUAAGCGAAGACCUGCUCAAAGUGUCAGGCACCAGCAUAGGUCCAAUAGUGUCUCUAAGUACCUCUGUACUAGACUUUGGCUGUAUUGAGGAGGGCACAGAGGUCACACACAAUAUUCAGAUCAUCAACUCCUCUGCAGUAUUGGCUCAUUACCAGUUUGAUGUGGACACUGGCAGUCAUAGUGUGUUCAGUCUUGAUAAGCCUUGUGGGUCUCUGCCAGGCAGCAGCAAACUCACCCUGCAUGUGAAGUUCAGACCACAAAACCAUAUAGCUUAUCACAAGACAAUGAUUUGUUUGCUGCUGCACAGGGAGCCACUGUUUUUGGAUUUGAUUGGCACCUGUCACUCAGAGCAAUUGAAGCCAGCCAUUUUAAAGCCCAGACACCUGAGUGUCUACAGAUUAAAUCUGCUACGAGGGCUCACCUGUUACCCUCCUGACUUACUGAGUUCCUUGCUGGAAAAACAACGAUUAAAACGGGAUGAUAGUGGAGCAUUGCAAAUGCAGGAGAUUCCAGCAGAGGACACUUGCAACUCCACACCUCCCUUCAACCCUCGAAGUCCUCUGGAGGAGUAUUUCCAUGUAAAUUCCGCACCUGAAGCGGAAACAGAACUUUACAACACCUCAAACUCCACCCGAUUCCCCGUCCCCCAUGUUACAGUUCAGCCCCCUGAACUCCUUUUUUAUGACGGCCCAGCAUCAAAGUCAGUUUCUAUCACCAACCACACCAAGGGCAAGAUCUGUCUGAUGUGGUCCAGUGAAGCAGAGUCUCCUUUCUCCAUCUCUCCUCUCUCCUGUGAGCUGGGCCCUCUAAAGACCACAGCCUUCAGAGUGACAUACAGUCCCAACCAGCAGAACAUCUUCCAUGCAGCACAGCUUGAGUGUUUCACUUUUUACAAGGUUCUGAGGGAUCAGAGAAAUGUGGAGGAUCAGAAUUUGUGUCCACCCUGGUGCCUUACAGUCAGGGUGAGCGGUCACUCGUUUCAGCCUGGAAAAGAGCACUUCACCCCCAACAUCUCUCUUCAACACCCUCAAGUAGUAUUCCCCGGCCUGAAUCAGUUAGCAUACCGCAGUAUUCUCCUGAAGAAUACAGGAGACCUGCCAGUGAUCUUCAGACUGGACCCAGAGGAGUGUCCAUCAGUAUGUGUGCUGCCAUCCAGUGGUCUGGUGCCACCUGGAAGUCACCAGAUCCUCACAUUCAGAUGCACUCCAUCUCCGGAUCACUCUUCCAGCAUCCCUUUGACAUUACAGCUGAAUGCCACCCCCAAUCACGCACAGGUACUGAAUGUGGUUGCUGUAGCAGAGAAGCUUUCCAUGAGCGUGGAGGAGGGUGGCAGUCUGUUCUUUCAGCCCACAGCAGUGGGCUCCUGCUCUGAGCGAACACUGCGGGUGAAGAAUCUGAGCAGGGUGCCGGUGGAGUUCAAGUGGAGGCUUUGUGGAUCUGACCGAAGGGUUCUCACUGUACUGCCAAACACAGACAUUCUCCAGCCCAAUGAAUCCAAGGUACAGAAGUGGUCCUUUGCUCCAAAGGAGGAGAUGAUGUACAACAUGAAGCCUAGUCUCACGUUCUGGCCUGUCCAAACACCACAAUGCAAGAAGUCCCGUCUUACCAUUGAAGCUGUAGGAUUGGCAUCCAAAGGCUCUCUCCAGGCAGAGCACCCAGUUAUAGAUCUGGGUGAGGUGCUGGUGGAAAGCUGUAAGUCAUUUGAAGUUCCUCUACUGAACGACAGCCCUUGUGCUGUCAGUUACUCUCUGACCACACAGCAAAGUGUCACUGAUACAGGCCUUCUUGAAGACAUGACUCAAGAUCCUUUGGUUCUGGAGAUGGAGAAUGUAAAGGGAACCAUACCUGCUGACUGCAGGCUACCGAUCCGCUGCUCAGUGAGACCGGCUCGCAGAGCCCAUUACUGCUGGACAAUCAGUUACCAUAUCCUCAAUGCCUCUGGUAGUGCUGUGGAAGGAGAGCCCCAAUCUAUAUGCCAUGUACAGGCUGAGGGAGUGUAUCCCACCAUGGAGGUGAUGGAUGUCCGUAGCUGUGGCAAUGUGGAGGGGCUGAGUAAAAUUCAGCUCUGGCGCCUCUUCAAUCUGGAUACACUCAACACUUAUCUACGCAGAGAUCCCAGCCCAUCUGAGCUCACCUUCAGGGUGCCCACUAGACACAGUUUUCGACAGCGUCCCUCUAUCUUUACAUCAGCCAUGAUGGAUUUUAGCUUCAGGGCUGCUCCCCUGGGCUCAGACCCCACCAGUAUUCUGCUUCUGUUUAAAAACCCAGGCAGCAUUCCUGUUGAGUGGUCAUUCUUGUUCCCAGAGGACCAACAGAUUGAGUUGGAGUACUGGGCUGAGACUGGAGAUUUCAGUCCAUCUGAGCUCCACCUGAUGAAGAUUCAGGAGCACAGGCUUUUCUCCAUCUCCCCACGUUCUGGUAAACUCCAACCUGGCCAACAGAAGACAGUGCAAUUCACAUACAGACACGAAUUUGUGGGGACAGAUCGUCUUCCUGUCUUGUUGAAAAUUUCAUGUGGAAGAGAGAUACUGCUGAAUUUUACAGGAAUAACUGUGGAAAGAGAUAGACGCUACAUUCACCUUUCCUCCAAUCGGCACAUCUUUGCCCCGAUGGCAAUUGGUGGUUUCAGCCCCCCUAAACAGGUGUAUGAACUGUAUAAUGCAGGAACUCUCCCACUGAGGUACCACUUCGACACCACUCCACUGGAGGAGCUGAUGGAGGAGAACUUUAAUCACCCGAUCUUACAGUGUAUAAACCCUGGCGGAGAGAUCGAGCCAGGCCACACCGCACUUGUGGAGUGGAUCUUCUCCCCACUCGAGGCUAAAACAUACAGUGUGGACAUUCCAAUUCAUGUGGUGGAGGGGGACAGCAUGUUUGUAACAUUUGAGGGCCAAGGCUUUGACGAAAGAGAGUCAGAACCCAUUCAAGUACAGGAUGGAUGCAUUACUGUGCCUUGCACUCAAAGAAUCCCAGUACCUGGACAAGUGGUGUUCCUGUCUGAAGAUAGAGUGUGUUUUGGUGAUAUCCCAGUGUGCUCUCGAAGUACACGCAUUCUUUUUUUGACCAAUGUCUCAUACACAGACCAAGUGUUGUAUAAGUGGAACGUAACAAGCACAGAAUGCCAGCAGACUGUAACGAUCUGUCCUAUGAGUGGUCGUCUUGCACCAGGGGAAAGUGUUCUCUGCAUCUUGACAAUACAGGCCUCAGGCAGCCCCGCUUUCUACCAACAAGACCUCCUCUGUGAGAUAACACUUGUGAAUAUGCUAGCACAGUAUCAUAAAGACCUGCGACAGUGGGAGGAGGAGACUGAGAGACAGAAAUAUGAGUUUACUCUCACUGAGAAAGACCUGCUACAGACAAAGCAACUGGAUACAUGCACUCAGGAAGGUGCAGUGCCUAAACAGAAAACUGGCAAAAGAAAAUAUAAGACCCUUCCGCCCAUUCGUAGCAGUGAUCACGCUGUGGGCGGUCCCUCAGCGAGACCCAGUCGGGCUGAACAGCGGGUCCCGCAGCAGACAGGCCAGGAAAGGAGGAGACGCCCCGAGCCUCCCUGUCCUACACUGCUCCACUUGGGUGUUACUGCUCGCUCUCACACCCUCAUGGAGUACCAGACACACUUCCCCAGUCAGUUCAACACUCAUUACAUCAACAGAUCUACGCAGCCCAAGCAUUCUCAGUCUGGCACAGGCGAGGGCUGCCAUCUUCCUGCAAACCUGCCCCCACUCACUGAUGACAUCAUCACACACGUGCUCAAUUCUUUACUACAGAGUCUUUUAGAUGAGCCUCAGUUCCAGCAGUCUCUGGUAGAGGGCGACACUGAGCAGGUGCUGUACUUCACACAGCUGCGACCUGCUCCUGCUCCUGCCCUCCCUGCUCUGUUGCAAACUCUACCUGCAGGCUUCCAGGAUCCUGUAGAAAUGUCUGGUGUGUCCAUUGCUACUCCAGCAAAGACUUACACCAGAAACUGUAGCACUGCAGAACGACCCAGGAGUGAGUGUGACCAGAAGUCUUUGAAAGAACUACUUGAGGAGACAAAGCUGAAGGUCCAGGAGUCCAUUCGCAGGUUUCCUGAGUUCUGUGAUCUGCUGGAAGGCAUUUUGCUCAACACCUUGCAGAACUUAAUGAUGGAGGCUUUCUUGGGUGAACUGGUGCUGACGACACGACCGCGAAUCAUCGCUCUUCCGCCUUCCUCUUCCAGGAAAAACAGCCUUGGCUCCAACAGACAGUCCAGUGCUGAAUCUAAUAAGGGAAAGGAGCUGUUGCGCCCCCUAGUGACCAGCCCAAGCCCGUACAUGUCUACCCAGGCCAAAGUCUCAAACCUGGAGCCAGAGCAGUAAUGAGCCAUAACGCAUUUUUAACUUAACAAUCAAUAUCACUGUAUGACAUGCAUAAGACUGAUUCGUAUUAAACUGUAUUCAAAAUGACAA